UGGAAUGUCGUUAUUACUUCCAUUCGUCUCAAGUUUUCCGAAAUUUCGCUGACCGGUUAUUUAUUUUUUUACGUAAAUUAAAUAUUAUUUGCCUCUGACUCGGGACUAAAUAAAUUACUAUGAUCUGUGUAAAAUUAAUAAUAACUCCACACGAUUGAAGAGCUAGACUGUAGAGUGAAGAAGUUGGUAAAAUUCAAGCUACCUACCGGCAGUCUUGAUGAUGAAAAAUUGUAUUUAGUGAAUUUUCAAUAUACAUUUAAUAAAAAGGUUACUUAGGCAGAUUUUUUAAUUGAAUCUAAAACUGUAAAAUGCUAAUAGCUGGACGAAAUCAAAUUUUUCAUUACGGAGGCCCAUCUGCAAGACAACAAAGUGAGCAUCAAAUUGAUGAUCGCUUAAACAGUAUAAAUAAAUCAAGUGAAAGUGUGAUAACUAUUUCUAGUACUUCCUCUUCAUCAAUGUCAAAUAGCUCUAAAUAUAAUCUAAUCUAUAAUCUAAAAGAAUCUGCAAUACAUGACCACACAACAAAUAAUAUCUCAUCAACUUUUUUAAAGAGUCCAUGCUUGUUGUAUCCCACAAAAACACAUAGGAUAUCAUUUCCUAGUCGUAGUGAAUCUACAGAUAGUUUGAAAUCUGAAAUUCGUGAAUUUAAGCCAAUCAGAGUAGCUCCAACUACACCAAAUAACAAAGAAAUUUUGAGAAUACCAGGUAGAAAGCCAGGUGGCAAGGAAUGCAAAGGAAGUGAUUAUACAGUUAAUUUUUGUGCAAAGAUUUCGAACAGAUUUUGAGAAAAAGUUAGAAGGGAAGUAAUGUGAAACAUUACGUGAAAUUGUACUUGUCUGCUGAAAACUAUUUUUUUCUAUUUUUCUUAAGAUUGCCAGGAGAAUCAUCUGCAUUUUCAUUUGUAUAUAAAGCCACGACGACUGGAUCAAAUAAUAGUUUUGUAACACUAAGCUCGGAAAUUUCCAAUAGUGUUGAGAAAAAAACUUUGUCUUUCUCACCUAAAUUAGUUCAUUCUAAAACUACUGUAAUCGAUAAAUUAUUAGUACAAGAAGGAAGAUAUACCAACAAAAUUGUCACAAGAAGCAAAAGUCAUUGUAAUAAAAUAGAACGGGAUAUUUCAGAAAUUCAAAAUAAAUCAAAGAACAAACAAAAAAAAAAGUAUAAACAGAAAUACAGUACUUUUUCAAGAUCAGCGAGGUAUGAUUUGAGAAAAAAUAUAAGAAAUUUAAAAAAUAACAAAAGUGAAACAAAUUCAAUAAAAAAACAAAGGGGAAAAAAAUCAGAAGAAAGGAUAAAAAAAAUUGAAAUUGAUAAAGUCAAUAUAGCAAAGCUUCGUCGUUCAGCUCGGAACAGUCGCUAAGUUUCGUAUUCACUUCAAGUUAAACUUAUAAAUAUUAUGUAUUUAUUUUUAAGCUCUACAAAAAACAUUUCUGUUUUGCAAAUAAAAUUAUUUAAAAAAUUAA
Culicoides brevitarsis is the source of this 1463-nucleotide messenger RNA. RefSeq lists its product as uncharacterized. The coding region runs from base 309 to 785 and encodes 158 amino acids. The transcript is spliced from 4 exons. Lineage: Eukaryota; Metazoa; Arthropoda; Insecta; Diptera; Ceratopogonidae. The record is from RefSeq and is a predicted model, not a curated record.